Molecule: messenger RNA, 1113 nt
Organism: Lodderomyces jiufengensis
Lineage: Eukaryota; Fungi; Ascomycota; Pichiomycetes; Serinales; Debaryomycetaceae
Product: metalloendopeptidase
Exons: 1
Coding region: 1-1113 (370 amino acids)
Biological process (GO): protein quality control for misfolded or incompletely synthesized proteins; mitochondrial protein processing
Cellular component (GO): mitochondrial inner membrane
Molecular function (GO): metalloendopeptidase activity
Source: RefSeq, a predicted model, not a curated record
AUGUUUAGAUCAAAGAUAUUGCAACAACUACCGUUGUUCAAGAGCUCAACUACACCGAUCAAAAAACAGUUUCAGUUUAGAACUUUUGUUCAAAUACCGAAAACCCAUUUUCAUUUCAAAUACAAACCUCAAACUCAGUUUCAGAUACAAAUUAGAAAAUAUGCAUCAUAUAGAAGGUUUAAUGGUUCAAGCAACUCAUCAUCUAACAUAUAUGAACUUUACUACAAGAUAUUAACAAGUAGAACGACUUUAUACGUUGGAGGUGGAUUAUUAGUAUUUUAUAUUUAUAAUCUACAUGAAGCACCGUAUACUCAUAGACGUAGAUUUAUAUGGAUACCAUAUUGGAUAGAAACUAAAAUAGGAGAUUAUUCUUAUAAUCAAAUAAUGGCACAAUAUGGAUCAAUGAUAUUACCACAUUCAAACCCUUUAUAUGCAAGAAUAUCAUCAAUAAUGAAUAGAUUAUUAGCAACAGCAAUUGCAAAUGAUAAAGAAAAUAAAAAUCAACAACAACACCUAAAAAAUUUACAUUGGGAAAUUAAUAUUAUACAAAAUGAUAAAUUACCACCAAAUGCAUUUAUUCUACCAAAUGGUAAAAUCUUCAUAUUCAGUUCGAUUUUACCUAUAUGUGAAAAUGAUGAUGGUAUAGCUACUGUAUUAGCUCACGAAUUAUCGCAUCAAUUAGCUCAACAUUCAAGUGAACAAUUAAGUUCUCAACCAAUAUAUAUGUUCUUAUCAACUGUUUUAUACUCACUAACAGGUAUAUCAUGGUUUAAUGAUUUAUUAAUUAACGGUAUAUUCACAAUGCCAGCAUCUAGAGAAAUGGAAACUGAAGCCGACCAUAUUGGUUGUGAAAUAUUAGCUGCUAGUUGUUUUAAUCCCGACCAAGCUAUUUUAUUUUGGCAAAGAAUGGGUAGAACAGAACAAAAAUUAGCAAGACAACAAGGUGGUGGUGAUUCAGGUAUGGUUGAAUGGUUUUCUACUCAUCCUGCUGCUACAAAAAGAAUUCAUGAUAUUGAAUCUUGGAUGCCUCAUUUAAGAGAAAUUAGUGAAUCUAGUGGAUGUUAUGAGUAUGGGAAAUUUCAUAAUUUUAAUACUAAUUUUUUUAAAAGAUAA